Molecule: messenger RNA, 3708 nt
Organism: Chaetomium globosum CBS 148.51
Lineage: Eukaryota; Fungi; Ascomycota; Sordariomycetes; Sordariales; Chaetomiaceae
Exons: 4
Coding region: 1-3708 (1235 amino acids)
Biological process (GO): negative regulation of transcription by RNA polymerase II; chromatin organization
Cellular component (GO): pericentric heterochromatin
Molecular function (GO): zinc ion binding; catalytic activity; chromatin binding
Source: RefSeq, a predicted model, not a curated record
AUGGCGGGGUCGGCGCAGGACCAGAUCGUGGUCGAGGUGGCGGACCAACCAUCCCCGCUGAAGCGACCGAGCCGCGCCCCGAAACCGAGUGCGAAAGUUCGCGAAGCAAUGCAAUCGAUCGAAGACGCAACCACCGCGUCGAGAAGGACUACGAGCGAUGCUACGCGGACCGCCGCUUCGAGAGGAACGCGCGCGCUAGGAGGCGGGAAUGCGACCAACAGCGAAGUUGGGACCGGGAAGACAGCGCUACAAACACUCCUAGAGGUGCUCAAUGCACAGCGAAACGAGAUGCUCGAUACAAUCAUUGAACUACGCGACGUGGUCAGCAAGCAGCAGAACACGAUUCAAGAGUUGCACCAUCAGCUCCAGGAAUACCAACGUCAAAUGGAAUGCGCCCUAGCGAACACAAAGGCACAGCUAUCAGAGGAGCUGAGGCAAGCUCGAGACCAGAUCGACGUCCUUAUACGCAACCCGGUAUUCACGGCCUCGUCCCAGCCAAGCGCAAGAGCAUCGUACGCCGAAGUUGCUCGCACCCCACCAUCAAGCCAACCAAGCGGGGUGCGCACCCUCUCCUCGUCGAACACGACACCCUCAUCCUUUACCGACACGCUGUUCUGCACCAUCGACACAUCCAGAGUGGAGGAAAACGAAAAGAACAAAGUCCAGGUGGCGGAUGUCAGAAAAGCAAUCGAGGCGGAGGUCCGGACACUGGAGAACAUGGGAGAUUGGCGCUGCGCUGCGGUUGUAAAGGAGGCCCGGAACCCGGAUCGGGUCAAGGUGGUUUGUAGAGACGAAAACGAGACCAGGAUUGUCAAGGAUGCAGCACAAAAGAUCACUGUCCCGGGCGUACGGGUGCUGAGGGAUCAGCUCUACCCAGUGAGGAUCGACAAUGCCAACCGCACAGCGGUCCUCGACGCCGAGGGGAACGUUUUGCCAGGGGCGAUGGAAGCCCUUGGUACAGAGAACGACGUCAACAUUGCCAAGAUCGCCUGGCUCAGCAGGAAGGAUACAGGCAAGGCCUACGGCUCUAUGGUCGUCUACGUGACGAAGGGCAGCGAAGCGAGGCGACUUCUAGACGGGCGUUACUUCCAUCUGGCCGGAGAAUCCGCUUACACGACCGUGUUCGCGCCCCGGGAAGGCCCAACCCAGUGCUACAGAUGCCAGGAAAUCGGCCAUAAGGCCUUCGCCUGCAAAAAGCCGCAAAGAUGCGGAAGGUGUGAGGAACAGGGUCACCACCACAAGACGUGUCAGUCCGUGACGCUUAAGAUCCUUCAGCUCAACGUCCGCAAACGAAGAGAAGUGCAGCAGAGUCUGCUAAACGACGAGGGACUCAAGGACUUCGCAGUGCUGGCCAUCUCCGAACCAUAUGCCAGGCUGAUCGAAGGCUCGGUGACGACGGUCCCAAUGAGUCAUCACAACUGGACGAAGCUGAUACCAACGACAAGACGAGAAGCCACGUGGCCAAUUCGGAGCAUGCUAUGGGUACGAAGCGAUAUAGAGGUCGAGCAGAUUCCAGUGCCGUCGGCAGACCUCACCGCAGCACGCAUCCGGCUCCCAGACCGGGCAGUGCUGAUGGUGUCAGUGUAUGUGGAGGGUGGUAGUGACGAAGCACUGGAAGAUGCAAUGAGGGAGAUUGACCUAAUGAUUAAGAGGUUUCGAAACGGAACAGGGACGAGAACGGAUAUCAUACUGGCGGGCGAUUUCAACCGCCACGGCCAGCUUUGGGGAGGGGACGAUGUCUCACCACGGAGACAAGGCGAGGGAGACCGCAUCAUCAACCUCAUGGACGAACACUCCCUCUGCAGCCUCCUCCCAAGAGGCACGAAGACGUGGCAGUCAGGCGACAUUGAGAGCACAAUCGACCUGGUACUGGCCUCUGCAGAACUAGCAGACCAACUACUCAGAUGCACGAUUCACCCCUGCGACCAUGGCUCAGACCACAGAGCAAUCGAGACAGCCUUUGACACCACGGUGGAGGACCGUCCCAGUGAGACGAGGUUCCUCUUCAAGAACGCGCCCUGGGCGGAAAUUAGGACUAGGGUGGCAGCAAACCUCGAACGCAUCCCCUGGGACGGCAAUGUCCAGCAGCAGACGGACAGGCUCAUGGCAGCGGCAACCGAGGCGGUCUACGGCCUGACACCUAAAGCCAAACCCUCACCAUACGCCAAGCGGUGGUGGACAACGGACCUGACACGGCUUCGCCAGACAUACACGUUUUGGAGAAACCAGGCGAGAUCUCGACAUAGAGGAAGCACCAACCGUCUUAGGGUCAUCUGUAGGAACGAAGGGGAAUUGAAGAAGAUCAAUGACAUCGUCGAAGCAAAGAAAACGGGGGGUGCGAGAGUCCUUCAAGAUCAGCUGUACCCGAUCAAAGUCGACAAUGUCAACCGUACGGCUGUCCUCGACCGCGAGAGCAAGGGCCAGGAAAACGAUGUGCAGAUUGCCAAGAUAGUUUGGCUGGGCCGAAAGGACACUGCAAAAGCGUAUGGAUCCAUGGUAGUGUAUCUCACGAAACUCGGCGACGCCAAGAGGCUCCUCAAUGGAGGCUUCUUCUACGCCGGAGGAGAAUCAGGAUAUACGGGGACGUUCGAACGUCGGAUGCGGCCGGACCAGUGUUACAACUGCCAGCAGAUCGGCCAAAGCGUUCCAGUGCAGAAACCGUCAAGUGUGCGCCAACAAGUGUGGCAAGGACGGUCACCACCAUCGCAGCUGCAGCGGGCGACCACAGGAAACUACAAAAGAACCCUGUCAACGUAUACCCGAGGCUGUAGCUCUAUCCACCCACAGCGUGGUGCUCGGGGCAAACCAUCCGAAUCAGGCAAUCUUCCGUGCCUCAUUACGGGCGAGGUGGCCGAGGGCAAGGCGGUGGACUUUAUGCUGGCGCCCAACCUAUGCUCGGAUGUAAAGCAAGGCCCUGGAGCAACGAGGGCCAGCACCGCCGAAUGGCCCGACGUAGAGCGGGUCAACCUUCAGCAAAACAUCGGUCGUUGUCGGCGGCGGCGGCGUUGCGACACUGACGACGAGGAGGACUGUUCUCCUGUCGUGGGAAGCGACGCCGAGCAAGGCAAGGAUGAGGAUGCCGUUCAGCCGCCCCGAGCGAAGCGCCGCAGGGUAAACACUUCGGCCUCUACAACCCGCAGAACAGCGCCCAUGCGGCAGGCACGUCUGCGUUGCACCAACUCCUCUUCACUACAGGCUCAACGAUUACCACCAACCCAAGGUCCAAAACGCCGCCAAAGUCAGCGGAACAUUUCCAAGCCGCAACCUGCAAGGGGUUCCGCUUUGGAAGAGGAGAUACUCGGGACCGCUUGCGCAAGCUUCGAGGAAUGGCCACUUGAAGCGGUCCUCAAGCGCGUUUGGGUGGACGGGGUAGCGACGUUUCAGGUGGAGUUCACAUGGAAUCCUUGUACAAAUCAUGGACAAAAUGACGGUGCACCGGAAAGAUCGCGACGUAGGUCACCAGUAGGGAGGAUUUCCUCGACGGCGCGCUCUCUCCCUUCAAGAGUUGCCUCCACGACUGAGGAGACUCGAGUCGACGAGUAUUUUAAGGUCGAGGACAUUCGGGACUGGCGACAGGGAGAAGAGGGGCAGGAGUAUCUCGUCAAGUGGGCAGGGUAUGGGAACAAACACAAUACUUGGGAACCCGCUGCGCAUUUCGAGGAAUGUCCCGAGGUGCUGGAGGAGUUCCACCAGAGGGCGGGAUUGUGA